GGCCGAAGCCUGGCGAUCUCCGCGGUGAGGCUCCGGGGGAGCCGUCCUCCAAGCGCAGGUCGGGCGUUAAACGCGGGGAGCCGAGUGCCGCGGGGGUGCCCGUCCGUAGAGCCGGGCUGUUCGAGUGCUUGCAGCGGUGUUUCAGGGGAGGGUCCUGGUGGAUUCCCCGUGUGUUUCGGGGGGAAAGCUGAUCGCCACCUGCCUCCCCUGGGUGCAUCUCCGCCUGCGCCGCGCAGUGGGGUGCGGGUGGGACAGGGACGCUGCAGCCUGCCCUGAGAGGAGCAGCUCCCAGAGGGGUGACGGAUCAUUCGGAGCGACGAGAGGCGGUCAGGUAGUUGCCACUGGUGCCUGGUGCUGGGGAGGUGAGAAGUGUGAAAAGUGGAAUGGACUUAACAUUUCUCUUAACUGCUGGCUGCCUGGCGCUCCUCAGAGCCUUCCACGAGCUCUUUCAAAGCUGGCUUGUGGGAAGAUUCAGCAAGUGCAGGUGCUGGAGGAGGAAGUGAGAGAUGAGAGCAAGUGGUGACGGAGGGCAGUGCAGGACCUUCAGCAUCUAUGGGUUGGCCUGCUGCUGCGGUAUUGCCGCUUGUUCCUUGUGCUGCAAAUGCUGCCCCAAGAUCAAACAGUCAACCAGCACCCGCUUCAUGUAUGCGCUUUACUUCAUGCUGGUGACUAUCAUCUGUUGUGUCAUGAUGUCAACAACAGUAGCUAACGAGAUGAAAACGCACAUUCCCUUCUACAAGCAGAUGUGCAAGAGUAUUCAGGCGGGUGAGAUGUGUGAGAAGUUGGUGGGAUACUCUGCAGUGUACAAAGUCUGUUUUGGAAUGGCCUGUUUCUUCUUUUUGUUCUUCUUAUUCACCAUCAAAAUUAACAGCAGCAAAAGCUGCCGUGCAUACAUUCAUAAUGGAUUCUGGCUGAUUAAACUUAUACUUCUGGCAGCAAUGUGCUCAGGAGCAUUCUUCAUUCCUGAUCAGGACACUUUCCUCAAUGCCUGGCGCUACGUGGGAGCAACAGGAGGUUUCCUUUUCAUUGCCAUUCAGCUCAUCCUGCUCGUUGAGUUUACACACAAAUGGAAUAAAAAUUGGACUGCAGGUGCAAAGCACAAGCAGAUGUGGAAUGGUUUGCUUGCUCUGGUCACUCUCACGCUGUACUCCAUUGCUGUGGCAGCCCUGGUCCUCAUGGCUCUUUUCUACACACACUCAGAGGGCUGCAUGUACAACAAAGUCCUGAUUGGUGUUCACGGUGGCCUGUGCCUCUUUGUGUCACUGGUGGCCAUAUCACCCUGUGUCCAGAAUCGCCAGCCCCAUUCUGGUUUGCUGCAGUCAGGAGUUAUAAGCUGCUAUGUCAUGUACCUCACUUUCUCUGCACUGUCCAGCAAGCCACCAGAAACUAUCCUGGAUGAAAACAAUCGGAACAUCACAAUCUGUGUACCUGAAUUUAGUCAAGACCUACACAGAGAUGAAAACUUGGUUACUGGCCUGGGUACUACCAUUUUGUUUGGCUGCAUUUUAUAUUCUUGUUUGACCUCAACAACACGUGCAAGCUCAGAAGCACUGAGGGGCAUAUAUGGAACACCCGAAAGUGAAGUAGCUCGUUGCUGCUUUUGCUGCAUGCCUGACGGAGACGCUGAUGCUGAAGAGCACGUUGAAAAAAGGGGAGGCCAGUCUGUGAUUUAUGAUGAGAAGAAAGGCACGGUGUACAGUUAUGCCUACUUUCACUUUGUUUUCUUCUUGGCUUCACUCUACGUGAUGAUGACAGUAACUCACUGGUUCCAUUAUGAAAGUGCUCAGAUUGAAAAGUUCUUCACCGGAACCUGGUCCAUCUUCUGGAUUAAGAUGGCCUCAUGUUGGGUUUGCGUCUGCCUAUACUUGUGGACUCUCAUUGCUCCACUCUGUUGCCCAACCAGAGAGUUCUCAGUGUGAAUGCUCAGAAAGUCUUUCUGUGUUUAUGUAUUUUUCUUUUUCUCCCCUCCUCCCCCCACCCCGUUACAAAUAAAAUACAAGUAAUUUUGUAAUGAGGAAACACCUAUUUCCCCAUUUAUCAUAAGGUACCAGUUAGUGAGUUUUUAGUCUGACUAAAGACAUGAUUGAAGACUUUUUUUUACCUUUGUUAAUUUUCAUGAACAAGCAUUACCUAAGAGAUUACAAAUCUCUUCUAAAUCUUUGUAAUGCUUAUGUGUGGGGUGUAGGAAACACAGUUGUUGCAUAAACUGAAGUAAGAAAAUGCUUUUCAAAUAACUGACAAUCUUUCUCUGGCUUCAUUGGCAAGAAAAAAAAAAAAUGGUGCAGAUAUAUCUUCUUCCUUCCUGUGAAUGUUGGCUAUAUCUUCUAGCAAAUAUACAUUCCUUUCCAUACUCUUCUAUUAACUGUGUCCUUUACAGUUUGCAGUGAUGAUUUGGACUGCUGUUCUAUACAGCAUAUAAUUCUUGUAAGUAUUAUCCAGAUAAUUUUUUCCAGAAACAUAACUAAAUACUUCUUUAGAAAUAGAGAAUAUGUAAGAAUUUGAUUGCCAAAGCAUCUACUAAAAAUUCUUUAGAUAAAUAUUAAAUAUAUUAAGUUAUUGUCUACCUAGAUUGAGAAAGGAAUGUAUCAAUGAUAAUAGAGUAUUUAUUCUGUUAUAAGUUUUAAAGGCACCUGAAUAUUUUAUGCAAUUCAGAUCUGGUCCAGUGGUUAACAGAAGGGGAUUUCUAUACAAAAAUUCUUAAACUGAAUUUUGUCCAACUUUGCUUUGCCAGCUCUCCUAAAUUGCAUGUUGAAUGUAGUACACCAGGAUUUAAGACAUGGUACAUUCUCUAUUCAGGAUGUUUGCUGUUGGCAAAACGCUAAUUACAUGAGCACUGCCAGUUGCUGUCAAAUUUGAAAGUGGAGUGCUCACUUACUUCCCUACCUUGCUGUUUCAGCUUGUGUCUAAAGAUCUCCCAGGAUCUUCACUUCUGUAUCUGUUACUAAUUUUAUAAUAUUUUAAAUGCGUUGGUGGUCAGAAAAGGACUGUGGUGCAUCAUGUUCCUUUUCUGCCUGCAUGUUGAUUGGAAAGUAUUCUUUCUAACUGCUGUAUUUUUAUACUCCUCUGUUGAUGUUAGUUUUGCUGUUGGGGUGGAACUUAGCCAACCAAUCCAUUAAUGGAGACUAGACUUCUUUUGGAGACUUUCUAUUCCAAGCAGUGGGGUGAGCAAUCAGAAAAACAAAACCAGAAGACACAAAUGUAACAGCAGCUGCUUUAGUACAUAUGACUGACUUGACAAUAUUAAACUGUACAGUAUCACUUUCAUUGGCUUUAAGCAGACAAUAGGGUGGUAGGACAACAGCUCAGAUGCCCUAAAUGCUGAAUAAGAUAGAACCUAGUUUGGUUGUCUACAUUCCAAUGGGGUGAGUUUAUGACUUAUGCUAGUCUUAGAGGUUUUGGCUUCUUUCUCUUUACAUAUAUAUACACAGAAUGUGAAAUGUGCAGGAUAUAAACAAAAUCAACAGAUAUAGCAGUUAUUGUUUUGAUAUAUGAAGGAGCCUUAAAAGUACCAGUAGUUUCUGCAAAACAAAGUAAAGCACAAAAUAGAGGCCAGGGCGGUGGCCAAAAUAUUUGCAUGCCUUAUUUGAUCUGUUGCAAUAAUUGCUGAUGCACACCUGGAGAGUAAUCCUAAAGCAACAGAUCUCAGUUCUGCUCUUGCUUUCAUUACCAUUUUAGCUGCCUUUUUGCUAUGGUUAUCUUAAGGCUUCUGUCCUGCUUAGAGCUUGCUAAGGAUGCGAUCUUCCCAAUCCCAUGUAUUCUUGCCUCAAACAAAAUCUACAGAUCUGCAGUUCUGCGUAUUUACACCACUUACCCUUGGUGAUUAGAAGCCUCAAAAUACAUGUCAUGAGAUCUGGGGGAAGGAAGAGUCUGUUCAGAGGUGACUCCCCUGCUGCUCUUCCUGUGUGUAUCUAGGGGGAAAAAGCUGUUGAAGCUUAGCUUCAAUGUGGAGUUAGAAGAGCAACAAAUAGCUCUGGAGAGGAAAGCAGAGUGGUUUUCCUUUCCUUUUGCUUCUGCUGGAAGUUCCUAAUCUUGCCAAGAGCUCUGUUAGCAUGGGGGCCCGUCAGUGUGUCUCUCUGCAUUUAGAGUCCAGCCACACAGAUCCUUCUGCAGCAGAAGAGGGCCUUUGUUAACACAUUGUCAAUAUAGAAGCCUUUAUCUCAUCUCUAAGAUAAGAACUUAUGGGCUGUGCAAUGAUGACUAACAGUUGUCCUACCUAACUCACAGCAGUUAUUCUGACAAACAAUCUUGAUCUAGUGCUAGAGCUGUGAGCUGCAGCUGAGACAGUCCAGGCUCUUGCUCCUCCCUUAGUAAAGGCUUUCCCUAAAGUAUAGAGGCUUCCAGGAGUUAACUUCUAUUGCCAUGUGUGUUGUACUAUGAGAAACUAAACUUUGUUUUUAAAUUAGCAAUGUGUUUUCUAACAGAACAAUCUGGGCAAGGAGCUCUGCAGAAGAAGGCAUGCACUAUGUCAGGUUAUAAGGAAGGGAAUGGUAACUGUUUUCUGAUAGCAGUCACAACUGUGGAUGACCUUAACAUAUAUCUUGGCCAUUGGAUGUUCUUAUUUGUUUACAAAAAGACUUAUUUUAUGUAGGCAGUAUCUGCCUGCAUGGGGACUUCCUGCACCUCAUUGUGCUCAAUUUUUUUAUAGUUUGUAUGUAAGGAAAUAGUUUUUACACAGAGGAAACAGGGUUUUAAGAGUGAAGUCCAUAGUGAGGCAUAAGUCCAUUCUUUUUACACAGCACUUGCCUCACUGAGUUGCUCCUUCAUCAUUUCCUUCCACUAUUGACCUUAAGCAUCUAGAUCUGCUGGUAUAGGUAGGGUGGGAAUGGACCAGUGCCUGACCACACUGCUUUGUCUACUUCUGAGCAAACAUUGUGGGAAAUCACCCUGAAAAUAACUGUGAUGACCUGUUUGUCCAUCCUGCGGUUCCAGAUCCAGCUGUGUAUCUACAGGCCUUUCUAACAAAUCAGUAACUGUUGGCAUCUGGGUGUUCAACACCCCUAGAUCCUCAGGCAUGGCUUCCUGCUGGCCAGGCAAGUGUUACAGCCUUACCAUUCACUGUAAAAUCUGUACUGUGAACUUCCAUGUGCAACUACUUAACAAAAUCCUCAGCAAGGGUCAAGGAUUCAGAUGCCCAGUUCAUAGAUUCCAAACAA
Neopsephotus bourkii (Bourke's parrot) is the source of this 5153-nucleotide messenger RNA. RefSeq names its product serine incorporator 5 (gene SERINC5). Lineage: Eukaryota; Metazoa; Chordata; Aves; Psittaciformes; Psittacidae. Gene Ontology annotation, cellular component: membrane. The record is from RefSeq and is a predicted model, not a curated record. The coding region runs from base 507 to 1919 and encodes 470 amino acids. The transcript is spliced from 12 exons.